Messenger RNA from Leucoraja erinaceus (little skate), 1734 nucleotides. RefSeq names its product poly (ADP-ribose) polymerase 2 (gene parp2). Gene Ontology annotation, molecular function: NAD+ poly-ADP-ribosyltransferase activity. The record is from RefSeq and is a predicted model, not a curated record. NCBI's taxonomy places the organism in Eukaryota, Metazoa, Chordata, Chondrichthyes, Rajiformes, Rajidae.
CUGACCUGCAGUUCAACAACAACAACAAGUUUUACAUCAUUCAGCUGCUACAAGACAACGAGGCCCGGCGAUACAGCGUCUGGAUGCGCUGGGGCAGAGGUCAGGGGGCAGGGGGCAGCGGCAGAGGUACUGCAGGUACGGUGAGGACCCUGGUGGUCCAGGGGAAGGCUGCCCUGGACACGGAAUGCCGGGAGAAGCAGGGCAAGGCACACGUCUACUGUGAAGGGGACGAUGUUUACGACGCGCUCCUCAACCAGACGAACCUGCAGUUCAACAACAACAAGUUUUACAUCAUUCAGCUGCUACAAGACAACGAGGCCCGGGGAUACAGCGUCUGGAUGCGCUGGGGCAGAGUGGGCAAAGUGGGGCAGAAUAAUCUAAUCCCGUGCGGACCCGACCUGCAGAAAGCCAAGGACAUCUUCGAGAAAAAGUUUGCCGACAAGACGAAGAAUGAGUGGGCCGACCGAGAGUACUUCGAGAAGGUGGCUGGCAAGUACGACAUGUUGACGUUGGAUUACAGCGGGGAUUCCACCGGGAAGCAGGAGGAGGGAGCGGGGCGUGAGGAGGGGGCGGCGGAGGUGGAUUCGAAGUUGGACCAGCGGCUGCAGGAGCUGGUGGCCCUGAUCUGUGACAUCCGCGCCAUGGAGGAGACCAUGCUGCAGAUGAAGUACGACACCAGGAAAGCCCCCCUGGGGAAGCUGACGGCUGACCAGAUCCGGGCGGGCUACAGUUCCCUGCGUAAGAUUGAGGACUGCCUGAAGGGGAAUGUGUUGGGCCGGCCGCUGCUGGAGGCCUGCAACGAGUUCUACACCCGCAUCCCCCACGACUUUGGGUGAGGACCUCCACCGCUGAUCCGCAGCAAGAAGGAACUACAGGAGAAAAUCAGCCUUCUGGAGGCUCUCAGUGAGAUUGAGGUGGCGAUCAGCGUGGUGCGUUCGGAGCUGGUGGGAGACGAGAACCCUCUGGACAGACAGUACCGGGCCCUGCAAUGCAGCCUCCAGCCCCUGGAACACCAGUCUACACACUUCCAGAUGAUCAACAAAUACCUCCAGUCCACGCACGCCCCCACGCACAACGACUACAAGAUGAAGCUUCUCGAAGUCUUCCAUGUGGCGAGGGAGGGGGAAGUGGAGGAUUUCCGCACUGACAUGACUAACAGGCAGUUACUGUGGCAUGGCUCCCGAUUAACCAACUGGGUGGGCAUCUUGAAGCAGGGGUUACGGAUCGCCCCCCCGGAGGCUCCCGUCACCGGAUACAUGGUGAGUGUUUUUGGCAAAGGAAUAUACUUUGCAGACAUGUCUUCGAAGAGUGCCAACUACUGCUUUGCGACUCGAGAGCACGACGUGGGCUUGCUCAUGCUGUGUGAGGUUGCCCUCGGGGAGAGUAACGAGCUGCUCGUGGCCGACUCCGAUGCUGCGCGACUGCCCGCGGGCAAACACAGCACCAAAGGGCUGGGUCGUCUUGCCCCUGCCGCGGGCAACAGCGCCAGUCUGGAUGGAGUGGGGGUGCCGCUGGGUCCGGUGCAGGAGACGGGGGUAGAGAACCCGCGGGGUUACACCCUGAACUACAACGAGUACGUGGUUUAUCACCCGGCGCAGGUCCGCAUGAAGUACCUGCUCAAGGUCCACUUCAACUUCACCUCCCUGUGGUGACCCCCCCCCCCCCCUCCACCUCCCCUUCCAUCUCUCCCUCCCUCCAUCUCCCUCCUCCUCCUCCUCCUCCUCCCCCUCCUUU